Molecule: messenger RNA, 1962 nt
Organism: Conger conger (European conger)
Lineage: Eukaryota; Metazoa; Chordata; Actinopteri; Anguilliformes; Congridae
Product: pleckstrin-like
Exons: 9
Coding region: 182-1240 (352 amino acids)
Biological process (GO): actin cytoskeleton organization; intracellular signal transduction
Cellular component (GO): plasma membrane
Source: RefSeq, a predicted model, not a curated record
AGAAAUGUGUUUGAGAGCAAUAGGCAGGGCUUCACAAGUUUUUGAGUUGGAGUGGUAGGUAGGUGGGCGGGCUGGGAAGUAACCAGCUGUCAGUCAGAGAAGGCUUGUGUGGCUAACAGAGCUGUGGCGCACACAUCCUCAGGUUCCUCAUUCGAAUGUGGCGUUCUGGACUAGCAGAUGCAUGGAGCCGAAGCAGAUCAGACAGGGCUACCUGGUCAAGAAGGGGACCGUGUUGAACUCAUGGAAGGUAGUGUGGGUGGUACUAUCGGAUGAUGGGGUGGAGUUCUACAAGAAGAAGACAGACAGCAGUCCUAAAGGAAUGAUUCCACUGAAGGGCACCAAUCUCAUCAGCCCCUGCCAGGACUACAGCAAGAGAACGCUUGUGUUCAAGCUCACUACUGCAAAGAGCCAGGACCAUUACUUCCAGGCCACUCAUCUGGACGACAGAGAAGUCUGGAUCAAAGACAUCAAAAGGGCCAUCACCUGCCUGCAAGGGGGCAAGAGAUUUGCCAGAAAGUCUACGCGGCGGUCUAUCCGCUUGCCUAGCACUGUCAAUCUGAGUGAGCUGUACACCUUGAUGAAAGACCAAGACACAGGAGUAAAGGAACUGACCAUGGAAAAGGAGAAGAAAACAUUCACCCACUGUUUCCCAGGCAGCACCGUAAUUGACUGGCUGGUCUCAAAUGGACGGGUGAGGAACAGGCAGGAGGGCCUGAUGCUGGGCACGGGGCUUCUCAAUGAAGGCUUCCUUCAACCGGCCGGGGAGCUGUCCAAGAGGGCAGCUGAGGGGGCAGCUGAAUCUGCCCUGCUGGACCAAGUGGAGGCGCUCUACUAUUUUGCAGACAGUGGCUUUGUCUGUGAAGGCUACUCCAGUGAUGAGGAUGUCCUGGUGAAGGAAGAGUUCAGGGGUGCAAUCAUAAAACAAGGGUGCUUACUGAAACAGGGACACCGGAGAAAAAAUUGGAAGGUACGGAAAUUCAUCCUCAGAGAUGACCCUGCCUACCUUCAUUACUACGAUCCUGCCAAGGGUGAGGACGAACCCCUGGGGUCCAUUCACCUGAGAGCUUCAGUCGUGACGGCUGUGGACUAUGUCCCAGAUGCUAAAAAGUACGAUGUGGAUGGAAAUCUGUUUGAGAUCAUCACGUCAGAUGAAACACAGUAUUUCCUGCAGGCAGCCACUGUAGAGGAGCGUAAAGAUUGGAUCAAAGCCAUUCAUACUGUGUCCAAGUCUGGAAAAUAGUCAAUACUCUGAAUGGACAUGGCUAAGCGCUCAUCACGAUAAAGAAAUAUUAAUCAUGAAAUGAAGUAAAAUGUAGAUGUAAUACACACACGUACACACACAAAUGCAUGCACACACUCACAAUUAAUGUAUAAAAGCUUGCCUAUCUGUACAUUACAUGACAUUUACACGUUACAAAUUCAAAUUCAAAGUCUCAAAUGUUCUUUGCAAGAAAGUAAUAAACUGGCAAGAUAUUUCUGUGCUGUUAGGUAAAUGAAGCACGCUCACUUGGAUAUGUGUAUGAAGAGUCAUGUUUGUUUGUGACUGUACUGAGAAUGUACUGUUACUUAAUGUUAAUUGUUUUUACCACAAAUCACUUAUCACUGUAGGAAUACAUGUUAUAAUGUUGUUUGUUAUGUAUACAAUUAAUGUUGUCAGACAAUGACUGUGUGUGGCCGGCCUGUAGUGUAGUGGUUAAGGUAAAUGACUGGGACACACAAGGUCGGUGGUUCGAUCCCCGGUGUAGCCAUAAUAAGAUCCACACAGCCGUUGGGCCCUUGAGCAAGGCCCUUAACCCUGCAUUGCUCCAGGGGAGGAUUGUCUCCUGCUUAGUCUAAUCAACUGUACAUCGCUCUGGAUAAGAGCGUCUGCCAAAUGCCAUUCAUGUAAUGUAAUGUGAGCUACAGCUACGUUGUAACUUGUCUUUGCGAAUACAUAUAAAUUAAAACUUAUUUAGGAUUUCA